GCGUUUUCACUGGCGGUGGCCGCCCAGCCUGUGGGAAUCCCGGGGCCUAAACGGGGCCCCGGAGUCACUGGUGGGUGGGCGGUUCCCGGAUCAUGCAGAUCUCAGGGCGCGAGAUCUCUGCCCUGUUCCUCCGUUCCCGGGCUCUGCACACACUGCCCCUCUGCGGCCUGGGCUGAAUGUCCAGGGGACCAAGAUGUCCACUCUCCCUCAGAAGAACCCCAGACCACUUACUUCCUGUCCAGGCCCAGCCUGCACACAGAACAUGGACAGUAAUGGUGGGGCUGGUCUGAGAAGAGAGUGCUGCUGCGAACCAGACCAGAAGCAGUCGAAGCUCUAUGGAGUGGGUGACCCUGCUGCCAUGUUCUCCUGUGACAGCCCUUAUCUGUCCUCCAGGGGGAACAUCAUUAAGUGGUUCUGGGACUCAGCGGAGGAGGGCUAUAGGACCUACCACAUGGAUGAGUAUGAUGAAAAGAAGAACCCCAGUGGCAUCAUUAACUUGGGCACCAGCGAGAACAAACUCUGCUUUGACCUACUGUCCUGGCGGCUGAGCCAGAGUGACAUGCUGCAGGUGGAGCCAGCCUUGCUGCAGUACCCCAACUGGAGGGGACAUCUAUUCCUCCGUGAGGAAGUGGCCAGGUUCCUGUCUUUCUACUGCAAGAGUCCGGCACCCCUUAAAGCAGACAAUGUGGUGGUUCUCAACGGCUGUGCCUCUCUCUUCUCUGCUCUGGCCACGGUGCUGUGUGAGGUGGGGGAGGCCUUCCUCAUCCCUGCCCCUUACUAUGGAGCUGUCACACAGCACGUCCACCUCUAUGGCUCCGUCCAGCUGGUCUGUGUCUACCUGGACAGUGAGGUCUCUGGGUUGGCCACACACCCCUUCCAGCUCACUGUGGGGAAGCUGGAGGAAGCCCUGCAAGGAGCUGCUUCUCAGGGUGUGAAGGUCAAAGGCCUUAUCCUCAUCAACCCCCAGAAUCCUCUGGGCUAUGUGUACUCUCCAGAAGAGCUGCGAGAGUUCCUGGAAUUUGCCAAGAGGCAUGCGCUGCACGUGCUGGUGGAUGAGGUCUACAUGCUGUCUGUGUUUGUGGACACGGCUGGAUACCACAGUGUCCUGAGCCUGGACAGGCUGCCUGACCCUCAGAGGACCCACAUGAUGUGGGCUGCCAGCAAGGACUUUGGGAUGUCAGGGCUCCGCUUCGGCACCUUGUACACUGAAAACCAAGACGUGGCCACUGCCGUGGCUUCCCUCUGCCGCUACCAUGGGCUCAGCGGUUUGGUCCAACACCAGAUGGCACAGCUGCUCCGGGACCGAGACUGGAUCAACCAGGUGUACCUGCCGGAAAACCAUGCCCGACUCAAGGCUGCUCACACCUAUGUCUCAGAAGAGCUUGCGGCCCUGGGGGUCCCCUUCCUGCGAGGUGGGGCAGGCUUCUUCAUCUGGGUGGACUUGAGGAAGUAUCUGCCUAAGGGCACCUCUGAGGAAGAAAUGCUGCUCUGGCGUCGCUUUCUGGACAACAAGGUGCUGCUGUCCCCUGGCAAGACCUUCGAAUGCAAAGAGCCUGGCUGGUUCCGCCUGGUCUUCUCUGACCAGCCCCUCCGGCUUUCACUGGGGAUGCAGAGGGUCCGGCAGGUGCUUGAGGACCAAUCCCCGGUGGCAAAGAACCCCCCUUCCUGUCAGCCCCAGGACCCCAGCGGCCAGGACAAGUGAGCUGCUCUUUACCUUGUGGCUCCAAAGCUGAUAGCCACUGCCUGCCUGGGCUGGAUGGAACUGUGAAGACUGAAUGCAGAUGAGCUGUUCAGCAGGAAGGCAGCUCACUUGCUCACUUGGCGUAGUCCCCAGAGAACCAUUCCUGCCUCUGUCAGUGGUGGUUCUGUAAGCACACACCCCCCCACCUCCUAUUAAACAGAACUGGGGAGAGAAA
Erinaceus europaeus (western European hedgehog) is the source of this 1916-nucleotide messenger RNA. RefSeq names its product 1-aminocyclopropane-1-carboxylate synthase homolog (inactive) (gene ACCS). Gene Ontology annotation, molecular function: pyridoxal phosphate binding; transaminase activity. Gene Ontology annotation, biological process: amino acid metabolic process; biosynthetic process. The transcript has 15 exons. The coding region runs from base 194 to 1702 and encodes 502 amino acids. The record is from RefSeq and is a predicted model, not a curated record. NCBI's taxonomy places the organism in Eukaryota, Metazoa, Chordata, Mammalia, Eulipotyphla, Erinaceidae.